AUGGCCUGCACUUGCAUCUCCUCUUCCCUUUUCACUCCUCUUCAACUCCGCCACCGUCCACCGUCGCCCUCACAUUUCCCCGCCGCCACUUUUCACUCUUUUCCGUUCAUUAAACUAAACCCUUCUCACCCUUUUCGCCUUUCAGCCCUUCCCCUCUUCUCACAACCCACCGGCGGCAACAACAACAGUAACUACAAUGGUGGUAGCGGCGGCGGUGGUUCCUGGGGUUACCCUUUUAACUCCGACGAUUCUUCCUCUUCAGGUUCUCGUUACACCCUUUUCCUUGCCUUGCUACUCUCUUCCGUUACUUUUUGUUUCUGCCAACACCUUCUCGCUAAAUUCGCAAUGGCCAAUAACAGUAAUUCUACAUCAUCUUCCAUUGAUAAUGAAAUUUUGACCCAAUCCAUUUGGGAAGUGAAAGGUGGAAACUUGAUCAAGCUUUUCCCUGAUCAUUUAAACGACAUUUUCAUUGCUUCAAAUCCCGGCUUGUUUUCUGAACUAUCAUCCCUUAAACCUCCACAAGUUCCAAGCUUUCUGUACAACAAAUGCAGGGAGUUCUUGGUGAGGUUGAUGCUCCCUGAAGGUUUUCCAAACAGUGUGACGAGUGAUUAUUUGGAGUAUUCAUUGUGGAGAGGAGUUCAAGGUGUUGCAUGUCAGGUUAGUGGAGUGUUGGCAACUCAAGCUCUGCUUUAUGCUGUUGGAUUAGGAAAAGGGGCUAUUCCAACUGCUGCUGCUAUCAAUUGGGUGCUUAAAGAUGGAAUUGGGUAUCUCAGUAAGAUUUUGUUGUCUGAUUUCGGUCGCCAUUUUGAUGUUAAUCCUAAAGGGUGGAGAUUGUUUGCCGAUCUUCUUGAAAAUACUGCUUUUGGCUUGGAGAUGUGUACUCCUGCUUUUCCUCAUUUGUUUGUACCUAUUGGUGCUUUUGCUGGUGCUUCUCGCUCUGCUGCUUCUUUGAUUCAGGCUUCUACAAGGAGCUGUUUCUUUGCUGGUUUUGCAGCUCAAAGGAAUUUUGCUGAGGUAAUUGCUAAAGGUGAAGUUCAAGGAAUGGCAAGCAGAUUUAUUGGUAUCGGGCUUGGUAUAGGUCUGGGUAACUGCAUAGGCUCUUCUACACCUCUUGUUCUUGCUUCUUUUUGCGUCGUGACAUGGAUCCACAUGUACUCCAAUCUAAAGUCUUACCAGUCCAUUCAGAUACGGACUUUAAAUCCUUAUCGUGCAAGUUUGGUUUUCAGUGAAUAUCUACUGAGUGGUCAGGCUCCUCCUGUUAAAGAGGUCAAUGCCGAGGAACCACUAUUUCCAGCUGUACCCAUAUUAAAUGCAUAUUUUGCAACCAAAGCACAACCAAUUGUCUUAUCAUCUGAAGCCAAGGAUGCAGCUGUAGAAAUUGAAAGCCGUCUGCAGCUUGGAUCAAAACUCAGUGAAAUUAUCAAGAAUAAGGAGGAAGUGCUUGCUCUCUUUUCACUUUAUAAAAAUGAAGGCUACCUUUUGUCUGAGCAUAUGGGAAAAUUCUGUGUGGUACUUAAAGAAAGUUGUUCACAGCAGGAUAUGCUGAAGGCAUUGUUUCAGGUCAACUAUCUUUAUUGGUUAGAGAAGAAUGCGGGAAUUGAAGGAAGAGGAUCUCUUUAUGACUGCAAACCUGGCGGGAGGCUGCAGUUAUCUCUAGAUUAUGCAGAAAGGGAAUUUGAUCAUGUUAGAAAUGAUGGAGAGUCAGUUGGUUGGAUCACAGACGGACUUAUUGCUAGGCCUCUGCCUAAUAGAAUUCGACCGGGCAACACGGAGUGA
Lathyrus sativus (Indian pea) is the source of this 1776-nucleotide messenger RNA. Lineage: Eukaryota; Viridiplantae; Streptophyta; Magnoliopsida; Fabales; Fabaceae. The record is from the annotation of a GenBank genome assembly.